This is a messenger RNA of Erinaceus europaeus (western European hedgehog), 271 nucleotides long. RefSeq names its product thymosin beta-4-like. Lineage: Eukaryota; Metazoa; Chordata; Mammalia; Eulipotyphla; Erinaceidae. The transcript has 2 exons. The coding region runs from base 1 to 246 and encodes 81 amino acids. Gene Ontology annotation, biological process: actin filament organization; regulation of cell migration. The record is from RefSeq and is a predicted model, not a curated record. Gene Ontology annotation, molecular function: actin monomer binding. Gene Ontology annotation, cellular component: cytoplasm.
AUGGACUCUCAACGGGUGAGCCACCAUCUUACCACCUUUCACCAGCCUUACGGUCUUGAAUCCUCCUUUUUGGUCCGUUCUCACCAUGAUCCACUCUCCUUCUCAACUGUGUCUGAUAAAUUUGAUAUGGAGGAGACUGAGAAAUUCAGUAAGUCGAAAUUGAAGAAGACAGAAACGCAAGAGAAAAACUCACUGCCUUCAAAAGAAACGAUUGAACAGGAGAAGCAAGUCGGUGGAUCAUCGUAAGGCAGCCAUGGCCCAUAUGCACAGC